Molecule: messenger RNA, 2826 nt
Organism: Pimephales promelas (fathead minnow)
Lineage: Eukaryota; Metazoa; Chordata; Actinopteri; Cypriniformes; Leuciscidae
Gene: tmod1
Product: tropomodulin 1
Biological process (GO): pointed-end actin filament capping; myofibril assembly; muscle contraction
Cellular component (GO): myofibril; cytoskeleton; striated muscle thin filament
Molecular function (GO): tropomyosin binding
Source: RefSeq, a predicted model, not a curated record
CUGUCCUCUUCCUCCCUUUUAUCUUAUUCAUCAUGUUCCGUAAAGAGAUGGAGAAGUACAGGGAUGUGGAUGAGGAUGAGCUCUUGCAGAAGCUCAGUGAAGAGGAGCUCAGGAGACUUGAGGAUGAACUCGAAGAGCUUGAUCCUGAUAACGCACUGUUGCCAGCAGGAUAUAGACAGAGGGAUCAGACUAAAAAAUCUCCAACCGGAACGUUCCAGAGAGAUGAUCUUCUAGCUCACCUGGAGAAACAAGCCAAAGAACAUCCAGACCGAGAUGAUCUUGUGCCCUACACUGGCGAGAAAAGAGGAAAGGUGUGGCAGCCUAAGACAAAAGUGGACCCUAUCCUUGAAGAUGUCACUCUGGAGCCUGAACUAGAAGAGGCGCUAUCUAGUGCAACCGAUGCAGAAUUGUGCGACAUAGCAGCCAUCUUGGGCAUGCACACACUGAUGAGCAACCAGCAAUAUUAUGAAGCACUGGCCAGCAGUACUAUCGUCAACAAACAGGGUUUGAACAGUGUAAUCCAGUGCACUCAGUAUAAGCCAGUGCCAGAUGAACAGCCCAAUGACACAGAUGUAGAGGAAACACUACAGAGAAUCAAAAGCAAUGAUCCAGAUCUUAUUGAGGUCAACCUAAAUAACAUCAAGAAUAUCCCAAUCCCGACUUUGAGAGCGUAUGCUGAAGCUCUUAAAGGGAACAGUGUUGUGGAGCGCCUGAGCAUCGUGGGCACCAGAAGUAACGAUCCUGUAGCAUUUGCACUAGCAGACAUGCUGAAAGUGAACACCAUUUUGAAGAGUCUAAAUGUGGAGUCAAACUUCAUUACUGGAGCUGGAGUUCUUGCACUCGUGGAAUCCUUAAAGAGCAACACUACACUGCAGGAGCUAAAGAUUGACAACCAGAGCCAGCCUUUGGGUAAUAAGGUUGAGAUGGAGAUAGCUAACAUUUUGGAGAAGAACACUACUCUGUUGAAAUUCGGAUACCAUUUCACCCAGCAGGGCCCACGCUUGCGUGGAUCUAAUGCCAUGAUGAGCAACAAUGACCUUGCACGUGUAGUUCGGUCGGACACAGAUGGCGCGAUCACAUUCACUCUGUCGGUCCCUGAGCUGGAAAGAGCCUUCUGUAAAAAGUUCAAGUUCACAUCAAAAUCCAAUAAGAAAGAGAAGGCUUGAAGGAGGGCCCAUCUUUCCUAAAUGUCGGACAAACGUGUAGCAGCAGCAGCAGUGGGAGAACACUCUAUGGCCUGGGACCUGCACCAGUAUACUGUACAUCACAUCAUAUCGCACCCCAUCUCAACCCAUAUAUCCUCCCCCCAUUUCUGUCCCUUUUACAGGUAACCCAAACCCACAGGGCCAUCUAAAGAAAACAUGUUUAAUUCAAAGCCCCAAAAACCCAAAGGUACCACACUACUCUGUACUAUGGUUACCAGACACAGUUACUCAUGGCAGAGCGUUUUAUAAAUGUGUAAACUACCUGCCAUAACAUUAGUUGGGAAAAAUCACCUACUUGUUGAUUAGAUGAAAAUGGCGCUCGGUUAAUCACAAUGUUCUCAGCUGAAAUAAUUUUCUUGCUGUAAACAGUUUGACCUUAAAGGCUGGCAUAUUGCUGUGUUUGGAUGCACACCAAGAGCAUCAAACCUUCAACUUGACUGAUUGUAGCUGUGGUUUGCCUUCUCCGGGACAGUUUGAGUCUCACUAUAGUGGUAGUCCUCACGCACGUCGCAUAGAAGUGAAUUUUCAUUUGGGAUAUGCUGUAAUUGACAUGUUUUCUCUCUUUAAAUUUUAAACUGGUUAAUUUGUUGCUCUACAAAUGAAUUGUUGGAAAGUCACUGUAUUGUGGUUUCUAGUAUGCGCAUUUGACUCUAGAAUCAUGUGAGCUCCACUAUGCGGCGAAUACCAUUGGAAGUGCAUUGUUGGUCCAUAUUUGUCACCUCAAAUCACCAACUCGCAUUGAAAAUUAAGUCAGUAUGAAUAAUGAAUGUACUUUUAUUGGUCAGCUGAAAGCAGCACAACGUCUAAGCUCUAUGUAUAGGCACUGCUCCACCUUUAUGAAAUUAUUUAUAGAUUUUAUCAUUUUUGUUUGAUGCGAGAAAACAUCUUUCAUGUUCAGGACAAGUAUUUAAUUUUCUACAAUUAGCAAUAAUAUCUCUCUUUUAAUAUACUAACAGUCUCUCUCUAUGAUAACCACUUAUUAUAAAAUUAAUUUGAUGGACAUGUAGACGGUGUUCCCUGUAAGUGUUCCUCAAAUGCUUUUUACUCUCGAGUGAGGAUCAUAACACACAAUAGAAAAUUUGUCAUAAAACUAUAAGUAUUACUGUCUAUGCCUGCUCUCACGAAGUAACGUGUUGUUUUUUUUUUUACACUUUAUUAGAAUGGUAUGAAACAUGGAAAAAGGUUUUUGCAUUUGUUGUCUGAACACACACACACCAAAAAAAAUCUGGACACUAUUCAAAGAAGUUAAAUGGUCCUGAAAAAAAUAGCCACACUUGUAUUGUUUGCGGUCAAAAAUGACCGCUUUGGAAUUAAAUGUGAGACGAAUUUCAUCUAAUGGAAAUGUUGUUAUUGAGAACAAACAAAUUCUUACCGAAAGCUAACUGGAUUUUUCUCACAGUUUUAGAAUGUUUUGGAAAAUAUUUCAUAUAACAAAUUUAAAAUGGUAUUUUUAAAAAGAGACCAAACUUAAGUCUGAGGCUGAGCUCCAAAGCAUUGAAUAUUUAUGACUGUUUAAGUUGGAAAUUAAAUUUUCAGGUCCAUGCUCAAAAAAUGAAUAAAUUAAUUAUAACUACUGCAUAUAUAUAAUUUAGUACCAUAAAAAACCUCUAAAAAUAUUAAA